AUGGUUCGGAUUGCUAAACGGUCUGUACUAUCUCAUUCACACGAAGGGAUAUGCACUCCAUAUGUGAAACGUUUCUUGGCUGAAGAGCAUAAGGCAGCUUCUCUGUGCUUUGUAUAUCCCAGCACAAAUGGAGCUUAUGAAGUUUACCUGGGAUAUGACAAACAUAGAGUCUGUUUGAAUGAAAGAACUUGUACCUGCAUGAAGUUUCAGAUAUGUGGAAUCCCCUGCGAACAUGCUUAUGGACUGAUACUCAAGAACACAUUGGAAGCUGAAGACUACGUCUGUGAAUGGUUCCGAACUUUUAAGUGGAGGGAUAAUUAUACGGAUGGGAUUGUUCCACAAAGGGGUUCAUGGUAUUGGCCUUGCACUGGAGGAGAAACUGUGUACCCACCACCAAGGCCGGAUGAUGAAAAUGUAGACAAGAAGAGGAAGAAAGGUGUUCAUGAGUCACCUACCAAUAAGCAACCAAAACAAAAGAAAAUAAGCAUGCAUUGUGGGAUUUGUGGUGCAGCUGAUCAUAACUAUAGGCUGGAACUCAACUGGAAUCUUCUCAAGGUUGUAUGA
Messenger RNA from Camelina sativa (false flax), 564 nucleotides. The record is from RefSeq and is a predicted model, not a curated record. Lineage: Eukaryota; Viridiplantae; Streptophyta; Magnoliopsida; Brassicales; Brassicaceae.